AUGGAGGACUCUAUCCUCAUUGCGAUUGAUCGUGGCGGCACCUUCACCGAUGUGUGGGCGUCGGUGGAGGGCAAGCCGGAUCUCGUUUUCAAGCUGCUUUCCGUGGAUCCCGAUCACUAUAAAGAUGCUCCCACUGAAGGCGUCCGAAGAGUUCUUGAGCAUUAUCUUGGACAAGAAAUUCCCAAGUCAGAGCCGUUGCCGAAGAAGCCCAUCCGUGCGAUCCGCAUGGGAACCACGGUCGCAACGAACGCGCUUCUCGAGCGAAAGGGUAGCCGCCACGCCUUCUUGGUAACUAAGGGCCACAGAGACGUCCUGGAGAUCGGCUCACAACAGCGUCCGGAUAUCUUUGCCCUUGACAUCCGGAAAGCCGCCGUCUUGUAUGAUGCCGUGGUUGAAAUUGACGAGCGAGUUACCAUCGAGCACUACGACGAGGAGCCAGAUCGAAUCAAUGGCGCCCGAAAAGUCCUACAGGGCGAGGUUGUAAAGGGUGUCGGUGGCGAGCUCAUUCGCGUCCUGGAGAGACUCAACGAGGAAACGACCAGAGCGUCGCUUCAACGUCUAAAAGAUCAAGGGUAUACCACUGUUGCUGUGUGCCUGGCGCAUUCAUUCCUCUUUCCCGACCACGAGUGGCGAGUUGAAGCUAUAGCCAAGGAACUUGGGUUUGAGCAUGUCUCUCUGUCAUCCGCCGUAGGUGCGAAUAUGGUCAAGAUGGUCUCCCGAGGCGGGACAGCUUCUGCAGAUGCCUAUCUUACGCCGCAGACGAACAAGUAUAUUGCGGGCUUCGCGGCUGGUUUUGAAGGUGGCAAUCUUGACGGUCUCCGGUGUGAGUUUAUGCAAAGCGACGGCGGUCUGGUUAACUACAAGUCCUUUAGCGGCAUGAAGGGAAUUCUCAGCGGACCCGCGGGCGGCCUCGUUGGUUUCGCCAGAACGUCUUAUGACGGCCAGACCCCCAUCGUCGGGUUCGAUAUGGGAGGGACCUCCACGGACGUGAGUCGCUUUGGCGGAACAUUCGACCAUGUCUUUGAGACUACUACCGCCGGUGUCACGAUUCAAAGUCCCCAGCUAGAUAUCAACACGGUCGCGGCAGGCGGUGGCAGUAUUCUCUUCUGGGAGAACGGACUUUUCAGAGUCGGCCCGGAGAGUGCAGGCGCCCAUCCUGGGCCGGCAGCCUACCGAAAAGGGGGCCCUCUUACGAUCACCGAUGCCAAUUUGCUGUUAGGUCGCCUGUUGCCGGAAUAUUUCCCAAAAAUAUUCGGCCCCAGUGAGGACCAGCCCCUAGAUAUCGACAUCGUAAGGCAAAAGUUUGGUAAGCUCGCCGAGGAUAUCCAAAGGGAUACCGGUCGAACUGUCACACCUGAAGAGGUUGCCCUGGGAUUCAUCGAGGUUGCGAAUGAAACUAUGUGCAGGCCAAUUCGAUCACUCACGGAGGCGCGUGGUUUUGACAUCGAUUCGCACAACCUCGCUGUCUUCGGUGGUGCGGGAGGGCAGCACGCCUGCGAGAUCGCAGAGAACCUAGGAAUCUCUAGAGUUGUGAUGCAUAAAUAUUCGAGCCUUCUGUCAGCAUAUGGGAUGGCUCUGGCUGAGGUUGUCCAAGAAGCACAGGAGCCUUGCAACGAGGUUCUAACUCCGGAGACUCUGCCAAGUAUUAGUGAGCGGCAUGAGAAACUUCGUCAGGCAACCGAAGCGGCGCUUCUCGAGCAGGGCGUUGACGAGGCAGCCAUCAAACAUGAAAAAUAUCUUAACCUACGCUACCGUGGUAGUGAUACCACCCUCAUGAUCCUCGAGCCAGCAGAUGGCGACUGGAGGAAAGAGUUCAUCGCUGAACACCUGCGCGAGUUUUCCUUCGUGUUACCAGAAGAUCGCGAAGUAUUAAUCGAUGAUAUCCGCGUCCGGACAAUUGGCAUUAGUCGCGAGAACAACAAAGACAGCGAGGUACUGGAGCGUGAGCUUCGAGCCGACAACUUCACCCCCAUAGAGGCGGCUAAGCUAGCCACUGAAACUCGCCCGAUAUAUUUCAAGAAUGGAGGUUUCCACCAAUCAAGCGUUUUGCUUCUCAAGGACAUAACCCCUCGCAACCUGGUGACCGGACCGGCUGUGAUUAUCGACAACACGCAAACCAUCGUGGUGGCCCCUGAAUGCAAAGCACGCAUACUUUCAAGCCAUGUGGUUAUUGAUGUCAGGGCACCUCAGAUUGAGAAAUCUGAUAUCCUGACCGUGGACCCUGUUCAGCUCUCCGUCUUCGGACAUCGCUUCAUGAGCAUUGCUGAGCAGAUGGGCCGCGCGUUACAGAAGACAUGCGUCUCCCUCAACAUUAAGGAGAGAUUGGACUUUGCCUGCGCCAUCUUCAGCCCUCAGGGCGACUUGGUAGCAAAUGCGCCGCAUGUCCCCGUCUUCUUAGGCAGUAUGAGCUACGCUGUGAAGGGCCAAAUCGAGCUAGUUGGCGACAAGAUGAGGCCCGGUGAUGUUUUCGUUACAAACCAUCCAAUGAGCGGAGGAACACAUUUGCCCGAUUUGACAGUCGUGACGCCCGUCUUUAACGACAGCGGAAAGGAGAUUCUCUUCUUCCUUGCUUCUCGCGGCCACCACACCGAUAUUGGCGGAUCAGAAGGCACAUCUAUGCCGCCUAACUCGACUGAAUUGUGGCAGGAGGGUGUGGCUAUCCGGUCAUUCACUAUGAUCCGUGACGGACGCUUCGACGAAGAUGGAAUCGCCCAGCUAUUCGCCGAGCCAGGCAAGCGACCAGGGUGUAAUAGUACACAACGAUUGAGUGAUAACAUCACCGAUCUUCAUUCCUUUGCUGCGGCGAACAACAAGGGCGCUAAACUUCUCCGUAAGCUGAUUGAGCAGCGCGGCAAGGAGACUGUGCAAUUCUACAUGGCCGCCAUUCAGUCCAACGCUGAGAUUGCCAUUCGAAAUUUCCUGAAACGAGUACGAACGCAAUAUCCCGACGGUAAACUUAACUCUGUUGGGUACAUGGACAACAGCUCUCGGAUUUGCCUUGAAGUACGGAUUCGGGAAGACGGGAGCGCCACGUUCGAUUUUGCUGGCACGACGCCCGAGUUGCAUGGAAACAUGAACGCUCCCCGGGCUCUGACUUACUCGGGCAUUAUUUUCUGCCUUCGAGCCAUGAUUGGCUCGGAUAUCCCGCUCAACCAGGGAUGUCUAUCGCCUAUUGACGUGAUUAUCCCCGAGGGCUGUUUCCUCAACCCGUCCGCGGAUGCAGCCGUCUGCGCCGGCAACACGCACACUUCCCAACGCAUCUGCGAUACUAUAUUGCAGGCAUUUGAAGCGGCAGCAGGAUCUCAAGGAUGCAUGAACUGCGUGGGCUUCUUUGGUGGUGAAUCACUUGAUGAGAGUGGUCGAACGAAGGGAUUCAAGUACGCCUUCGGCGAGACGAUUUGCGGUGGCGCCGGCGCCGGACCGACAUGGCAUGGGGCCAGCGCUGUGCAUACGCACAUGACCAAUACGCGUAUCACAGAUGUGGAAUUAGUCGAGAAGCGCUACCCUGUACUGAUGAGGGAAUUUAGCAUCCGAAGGGGAAGCGGUGGCAAGGGCACUUUCAACGGAGGCGACGGCAUCCGAAGAGUGUACGAGGCUUUGGCUCCCCUGAGCUUCAGCGUCAUCACCGAGCGAAGGACGACGAGGCCUUACGGUCUCCGUGGUGGUGAACCUGGCGCGCAUGGAUCGAAUACUUGGAACCGGAAACAGGCGGACGGAUCGGUCAGGGCGGUAAAUUUGGGACAGAGGAAUAUGGUAAGAAUGAAGCCUGGCGACCAGCUAGUCAUUGAUAGUCCCUCCGGCGGCGGCUAUGGCGCCGUUACCGCCAAGAUCAAUGGAGUCAAUGGAACUAAGGCCAAUGGGACGAAUGGAGCUGCGGAGGCAGAUAUCCAUAGCAAGGUGGUCAGAGUGAACGACUAUGCCAACUGGGCGCCAGAAGGCUUUUGA
Scedosporium apiospermum is the source of this 3945-nucleotide messenger RNA. RefSeq lists its product as uncharacterized. NCBI's taxonomy places the organism in Eukaryota, Fungi, Ascomycota, Sordariomycetes, Microascales, Microascaceae. The record is from RefSeq and is a predicted model, not a curated record. Gene Ontology annotation, biological process: glutathione metabolic process. The transcript is spliced from 5 exons. The coding region runs from base 1 to 3945 and encodes 1314 amino acids. Gene Ontology annotation, cellular component: cytosol. Gene Ontology annotation, molecular function: 5-oxoprolinase (ATP-hydrolyzing) activity.